UUGCUCCGAGUCUAGAUCGGAAACACGCACAAACACACAGUGCGUGAGUAACUUAAUCUUCGACGGUGAAAGGAGGAGGUGGAGUGUGUGUGAUGACAAUGGAGGUACCUAAGAAGUGGUUUGCUAUAUGUUUCUCUGUGUUUCUGAUACUGUUGCUUGCUGCGGUCGUCGCCGCCGGCGACGUGCACAAAAAUGGUGCCACAAAUCCUAGCCCUCUGGAAACAGAGCAGUUGCAAAGCCAGAGCUCCUACAAUUCAUCAAUGGCGGCAAGAGCAAAGGAGAUGGAAGCUUUGAAUGAAAAUGCAGUUCAAGAUCCUGGAGAGGUCGUCUCCCACGUUGAAAUGACAAUGAGAAACCAUACGGAGAGGAGGAAACUGGGAUAUUUUUCAUGUGGGACUGGUAAUCCAAUUGAUGACUGCUGGCGGUGUGACCCAAACUGGCAGCGCAACCGAAAGCGCCUUGCUGACUGUGGCAUUGGUUUUGGCCGGAAUGCCAUUGGAGGCCGUGAAGGUCGUUUUUACGUUGUCACUGACUCCAGGGACGACGAUCCCGUUAACCCACGACCCGGCACCCUUCGUCACGCUGUCAUACAAGAUGCUCCGUUGUGGAUUGUGUUCAAACGAGACAUGGUGAUCCAGUUGAAGCAAGAACUUAUCAUGAACAGCUUCAAGACCAUUGAUGCCCGUGGAGUCAAUGUCCACAUUGCUAAUGGAGCUUGCUUAACUCUCCAGUUCAUUACUAACGUCAUCAUUCAUGGUUUACACAUUCACGACUGUAAACCCACCGGUAACGCCUUGGUCAGAAGCUCUCCUUCCCAUUAUGGUUGGAGAACAAUGGCGGAUGGUGAUGCCAUCUCCAUUUUUGGGUCGAGCCAUAUUUGGAUCGAUCAUAAUUCUUUAUCUCACUGUGCCGACGGACUCGUGGACGCUGUCAUGGGCUCAACGGCCAUCACCAUUUCCAAUAACCACUUUGCUCACCACAACGAGGUGAUGUUGUUGGGCCAUAGCGACUCUUAUGUGAGGGACAAGCUGAUGCAAGUGACCAUUGCCUAUAACCACUUUGGUAAAGGUCUGAUCCAGAGAAUGCCAAGAUGCAGACAUGGGUAUUUCCAUGUGGUGAACAAUGACUACACUCACUGGGAGAUGUAUGCUAUUGGUGGAAGUGCAAGCCCCACCAUCAAUAGCCAAGGCAACAGAUACCUUGCCCCUGUCAAUCCUUUUGCAAAAGAGGUUACAAAGAGGGUGGAUACAGAUGCAAGAAAAUGGCAUGGAUGGAACUGGAGAUCAGAAGGUGACCUUCUUUUGAAUGGGGCUUAUUUCACCCCAUCAGGAGCUGGAGCCUCGGCAAGCUAUGCCAGAGCCUCCAGUUUGGGGGCAAAAUCAUCCAACAUGGUUGGUAGCAUCACCUCCAAUGCUGGUGUUCUCAAGUGUCGUAGAGGCCACCAAUGCUAGCUAAGCUAACCAGUAACCCACAACCCGCCUUUAUCCUCAUUUCAUUUCUUUAAUUUUUCACGUGUGUUCGCUAUUCAUCCACAUUUUCCUUCUUUUUUUUUUCUUGCCGUAUUCCUGGCAAGUGUGCUGCUUUUUUUAAAUCGAGUUACCCGUGCACGGCAGUGUUGUGUUGUGUUGUGUGCAACCUCGGCCAAGCUUCAACCGAACGCAUCACCAAUUUCAGGAGCAGGUGCGAAGCGUUGUUCCUCGUAUGUGUGCUUUCAUUUGUCUACUAAUUUGUGUUUAGAUUUGACUAGGUAUAUAGGUUUUAGAUGAGAUGAUCUGGAUGGUCUUUUUAUUUUUGGUUUCUGGAGUCAUACAAGUUGUAUUUUCAAAUUGAAAUUGAAACUCUUUUAUUUGU
Molecule: messenger RNA, 1851 nt
Organism: Cynara cardunculus var. scolymus (artichoke)
Lineage: Eukaryota; Viridiplantae; Streptophyta; Magnoliopsida; Asterales; Asteraceae
Product: probable pectate lyase 8
Exons: 7
Coding region: 93-1451 (452 amino acids)
Molecular function (GO): pectate lyase activity
Source: RefSeq, a predicted model, not a curated record